Messenger RNA from Nematolebias whitei (Rio pearlfish), 2508 nucleotides. RefSeq names its product electron transfer flavoprotein dehydrogenase (gene etfdh). Bases 218 to 2077 code for a protein of 619 amino acids. The transcript has 13 exons. Gene Ontology annotation, biological process: electron transport chain. The record is from RefSeq and is a predicted model, not a curated record. Gene Ontology annotation, cellular component: mitochondrial inner membrane. Gene Ontology annotation, molecular function: electron-transferring-flavoprotein dehydrogenase activity; iron-sulfur cluster binding. NCBI's taxonomy places the organism in Eukaryota, Metazoa, Chordata, Actinopteri, Cyprinodontiformes, Rivulidae.
GAUCCAGGCUCACGCUUCGUGUUUGUGUUUAGAAUCGUUGUGCAGUAGUCGCGGUGGGUUAGGUUUGCAACCUUUGAACAGGCGACGAAGUGAGUGCACAGCAGCUGUUGUUCGGCUGACGUUGAGAAGGAGCCGCUGUUCUCCGGAGGAGUUGUUCGGCUGACGUUAAGAGAAGGAGCCGCUGUUCUCCGGAGGAGUUUGCUGCAGCGGACAGAGGAUGUUUCCAGCCAGCAGAUACUGUAAAGCGCACAGGUGUAUCAGGGCUUUGACAACACUACAGGUGGAGCAUGCUGCCCCUCAGCUGUUUGUCCACAGGAGGACAUGCUCUUCAGUGUCGACACCCCGCAUCACCACACACUACACCAUCCAUCCUCGAGACAAAGAUCCAAGAUGGGAAGGGAUCGAAAUGGAGCGGUUUGCUGAUGAGGCAGACGUGGUGAUAGUUGGUGGAGGCCCUGCUGGCCUUUCGGCUGCCAUUCGUCUUAAACAGCUAGCCAACGAGCAUCAGAAGGAGCUGCGGGUGUGCCUUGUGGAGAAAGCCCCCCAGAUGGGGGCACACAUUCUGUCCGGAGCCUGUUUAGAGCCCAGCGCCCUCACGGAGCUCAUCCCCGACUGGAAGGAACGGGGGGCUCCUCUGAAAACUCCGGUGACGGAGGAUGUGUUCAGCAUUUUAACAGAGAAGCACAGAAUCCCUGUCCCCAUAUUACCAGGCCUGCCCAUGAGGAACCAUGGGAACUACAUCGUCAGGCUGGGAAACUUUGUGCGUUGGCUGGGAGAGCAGGCUGAGGAGCUCGGAGUGGAGCUUUACCCGGGUUAUGCUGCGGCUGAGGUUUUAUUUCAUGACGAUGGAAGUGUAAAAGGCAUUGCCACUAAUGAUGUCGGCAUUGCCAAGGAUGGUUCACCAAAGGAUGUUUUUGAGCGAGGAAUGGAGCUUCAUGCUAAAGUCACGUUGUUUGGAGAAGGCUGCCAUGGCCACUUAGCUAAGCAGCUUUAUAAGCACUUCAACCUGCGUGAGAACUGUGAUCCCCAGACGUACGCCAUUGGUCUUAAGGAGUUGUGGGUGAUCGAUGAGAAGAAAUGGAGGCCCGGCAGAACAGAACAUUCUGUGGGUUGGCCCCUGGACAGACACUCGUAUGGAGGAUCCUUCCUGUAUCACCUCAAUGAAGGAGAGCCUCUCGUUGCCUUAGGCUUUGUGGUGGGUUUAGACUACUCAAACCCUUACCUGAGUCCUUUCAAGGAGUUUCAGCGCUGGAAGCACCACCCGUUUAUUGCUCCUACACUGGAGGGAGGCCAGAGGAUUGCUUAUGGAGCCAGAGCCUUAAACGAGGGAGGAUUUCAGUCUAUCCCAAAGCUAACUUUCCCUGGGGGGCUGCUGAUUGGCUGCAGCCCGGGGUUCAUGAAUGUGCCAAAGAUCAAAGGGACGCACACGGCUAUGAAGAGCGGCAUCCUGGCUGCUGAGGCCAUCUUCCCUAAAGCUACAGCAGAAAACCUGGACUCAGAGACGGCAGGGCUGCAUGUGCCCGAGUACAGUGAGAACUUGAAGAAGUCAUGGGUGUGGAAAGAGCUGUACUCUGUGAGGAACAUCAGACCGUCCUUCCACAACCCCUUUGGCCUGUACGGUGGCAUGGUUUACACGGGGAUCUUCUACUGGAUCCUGCGAGGAAAAGAGCCGUGGACCCUCAAACACAGUGGUCUUGAUGCACACCAGCUGAAACCAGCUAAAGACUGUACGCCCAUCGAGUAUCCCAAGCCUGACGGCAAGAUUAGCUUUGACCUGCUGUCCUCUGUGGCCCUGAGCGGCACCAACCACGAGGGGGACCAGCCCCCACAUCUCACCUUAAAGGAUGACGGCGUCCCGGUGGGCCAGAACCUGGCUGUCUAUGAUGGACCUGAGCAGCGGUUCUGCCCUGCAGGUGUCUACGAGUUCGUUCCCUUGGAAACGGGAGACGGGAUGAGAUUACAGAUUAACGCUCAGAACUGUGUCCACUGCAAGACCUGCGACAUCAAAGACCCGAGCCAGAACAUCAACUGGGUGGUUCCUGAGGGCGGCGGCGGACCUGCCUACAACGGAAUGUGACCUCUUGUUCCCACCGGUUGUCUUGAAGGAUUAGUUUUAUGUUCAGGGUGACGGUACAGUUCAGAGGAUGUGCCAAAACACAUCCAAGUACACAACUGUUCCAGGGUACAAGAAUUAUGUUUUAUGUUUUCAACUUGAGGUUUGAAACCCGUGUAAAGCCAGGACCACGUGCAAGUCAAACUGUCAGCUCGUGCUUUACUCUCUGGGGGGGCUCUUUUAGGAGGAAUACUUGAACAGCAGCAUUACCAGGUAGUUAAGUUUAUGUCAAUAUUGUAAAAUUCAACGAGCUGUAAAAUGUUCAGCCACUGUUGGCAGCAUAUUUUAACAGCAUGCAACAAAUUAUAUACUGUGACAGUAAUUAAUAAAAAACACUUGAUGGUUAGUCUUUAUUUUAUCGAGCUGUAAAAACAUAAAUAAGGACAUGGAUGAAC